AUGCUCAGAUCAACAUACUCCGCUCCUCCCCCUUUGCCCGCAGGGUGGACACAACAUAGAGCGCCCACGGGACACUUGUACUAUUAUAACUCUACAACAGGAAAAUCCACAUACACCCGCCCUCAAGAACCGACUCCUCAACUGAACCAGCCCGCUCCUGAUAUCUCACAAACGAUAUACAAUCCCGAGACACUACCUUCAUUUUCUUCAACACCCUAUGGACCGGCAGGUUUCGGCCCUGGACAGGCGCAAUCUAGUCCACCGCAAAGCUUCCGCGGUCGGGGAGGAUUCCGCGGCGGAAAAGGUUAUCAUGAUCGUGGACGCAGAGGACCUGAAGAUCGGCCAAAAGCGAAGCAUACUAUUCCCGACUGCGCCCCAUGGCUAUUAGUCAGGACCAAGCUUGGGAGGAGAUUUGUGCACAAUCCGGAAACGAACGAGAGUUUUUGGAAAUUUCCGGAAUCGGUCUUGAAGGGUGUCAUCGAAUUCGAUCGCCUCGAGCGCGAGAAAAAGGAGAGAAAAGAGCGCGGUGAGCCCGAAGCGCCAGCCGAAAAUGAACCGUCUAUGCAAAAGGAUGAUCACACAAAAACACAAGAGGUGCCGCAAGAAGCGACGCGCAGUUACUCCGAUGACGAGUAUGAGGAGGUUGAGGUUACAGAUAGCGAAGGAGAAGAGGAUCAACCGUCAAAGCGCGCACGUACUGAAAGCGAGGGUGCCAUCGACCAACCGCUAGAAUUUAACGAAGAAGACAUGGAAUACCAACUCGCAGCCAUGGGUGAAGAAUAUGGACUUGAUCCUGGGGAAUACGGCGAGGCCGGUGAAGAAGAUUGGGAAGAGGGCGCCGAGGGCCUGCCACUGACAGAGGCCGAUGCCGAGGCUCUCUUCCGCGACUUGCUGGAUGAUUUCCAAAUUAACCCAUUCGGGACAUGGGAAGGUGUCAUUGAAGAUGGCCGAAUCAUCCAGGACACCCGCUAUACCGCAGCCCCGAACAUGAAGACGCGACGCGAGAUCUUCUCCAGAUGGAGCACGGAGAGAAUCCAACAUGUCAGAGAACAAAAGGCAAAGCAGGAAAAGACCGAUCCCCGCAUUAAGUAUCUGGAAUUCCUACAAGAACAUGCCACCGUCAAGCUUUAUUGGCCGGAGUUCAAGCGCAAAUUCCGAAAAGAGCCUGAAAUGAAGGAUCCCCAACUUGCGGAUAAAGAGCGAGAGAAAUUCUACCGGGACCACAUCUCGCGUCUCAAACAGCCUGAAAGCACUCGCAAGUCUGACCUGUCCGCCCUUCUCAAAUCCGUUCCACUGGACUUAUUACAUCGGUCAUCAAACCCAGAAGCUCUUCCUACUGUGAUCAUCACCGAUGUUCGUUAUAUCGGACUCGCUCCUGAGGUGCGAACACCAUUAAUUGAGGCAUACAUAUCGACCUUGUCGCCACCUCCAGAGGUACAAAUGACUGCAGAAGAGCUAGCAGAACUUGACCGAAAACGAACAGAACGGGAAAAACGUGAGAAGGCUCUCGCAGAUCGGAAGAAGCGGGUGGAGGAAGAGAAACGAAGACAGCGAGCAGAUCUUAUCCGCGGAAAGCAUCUCCUCCGGGAAGGCGAAGCCGAGAUUGAACAGGCAAUGCGCGUUAGCAAGGACGGUCUACGGAGUUACAUGGAUGUUGAUCAAGUGGAAGGUGAGGAACAGAAGCCGAGUCAAUAG
Molecule: messenger RNA, 1695 nt
Organism: Penicillium paradoxum
Lineage: Eukaryota; Fungi; Ascomycota; Eurotiomycetes; Eurotiales; Aspergillaceae
Exons: 2
Coding region: 1-1695 (564 amino acids)
Cellular component (GO): nucleus
Molecular function (GO): transcription coregulator activity; RNA polymerase binding
Source: RefSeq, a predicted model, not a curated record